Lachancea dasiensis is the source of this 1545-nucleotide messenger RNA. Lineage: Eukaryota; Fungi; Ascomycota; Saccharomycetes; Saccharomycetales; Saccharomycetaceae. The record is from the annotation of a GenBank genome assembly.
AUGAGUGUGACCAGUGAAGAGGUGAAUUAUAUGAUCUGGAGAUACCUUCAAGAGGCAGGAAAGGAAGUGACAGCUCUAGCACUACAAGAAGAAUCACGAGUACUAGAGUUUGAUCGCCAGUUUGGGGAACAUAUUCCGAUCGGAGCAUUGGUCGAUUUUUUACAGAAGGGAAUACUUUACACAGAAUCAGAGCUUAUGGUGCGGUAUGAUCGUGAGGUAACUCCUGUUGACGUUGAACACAGCUCGAAGGAUUUCAAUCUGGUCCAAGCAUUAGAGAUCAAUAGGGGCCGCGUCCCUCAGGUUGAGGAAACGCAGAAGUUCGAACUCGCUGACGAAACCAAGACAUCCACGCAGGAUGAUAGAGACACCCAGGAGGCAGUAGAACAAACACACCCCAACGGAGGUACCAACACUGACACUUCUAGGUUCAUCAAGACUUUGCACGAGACCACUAAAUUACAGCAGAGCCUGGUUAGCCGAUGGAAUCCACAGGGACCUUUGACGAUAGCUCAUGGCAGCAGCGAAUCAACAGUAACUAUCACUAAAUUCUCGCAACCGGAACCAGGGAUUCUAACUCAACUAGUUGAAUGCCAAUGUCGACUUCCGUUAAUGUCUGUAGAGGGAAGAUCUGAAUCUGUAACCACAAUCGAGUGGUGCCCUACAGGACAAAGUCUUGCAGUUGGAUUGGAAAAUGGAGAGGUACGGUUGUGGUCGGCCGAAGGAAAGUUACAAAAUGUCUUUGAGCUUCACAAGUCCUGUAUCACAUCAAUCAAGUGGAACCAGGACUCUAUACAUUUCUUUACAUGCGACGUUGACAAUGUAGUAGUUGUCUGGAACUCACUUACAGGUACUGCUCUACAACAACUGUCGCCAAAAGAGCCAGGCGUAGCAGAAUCAUUGGGUAUUGAUGCAACGUGGAUUGGCCUUGAUAAAUUCAUUAUUCCCGGUUCUCAAGGCAGCUUGCUUCUGUGUGAGAUAGGUGAAAGUCGCCCUCUUGGUAAACUGCAAGGGCACACAAAGACACUUACCGCAUUUGAUUACAACUCGGACACAAAAUUGCUAGUGACUGCAUCAGACGAUAAAACCCUGCGGGUAUGGCGCAGCGGCACGUCCAAUUCCUCGAACUGUUUUAUGGGGAAUUCGCAGGGUAUUACAAGCGCAGCUUGGAUAGACCAUGAUAGAAUAAUAUCAACUUCACUAGACGGAUCAGUGCGAGUGUGGUCUCACUCGUCUAACUCCCUGGUAGCGCUCUCAAUGCUUGACGGGGUGCCGAUCUUUUGUGGGGUUCUAUCUGCAGACAGAAAAAAGUUUGCUGUGGCAAAAAUGGACGGCGAGAUUAGCCUAUAUAAUGUUGAAAUGUUGCUGAAAACAUUAGACGAUGGAGGGGCCCCGGUUACUCACUCGCCAACUUCAAUCCCAGUAUACGGUGAUUAUCAGUCUAAUGCUGAGGAGAACUACAUCACCGAUUUGGCAUGGGAUGCCUCCAGUACGUACCUCUCAAUUUGCUAUUCGGCAAGCAAUGCGGCUUUGAUAUACGUGGGCUGA